Molecule: messenger RNA, 96 nt
Organism: Echinococcus granulosus
Lineage: Eukaryota; Metazoa; Platyhelminthes; Cestoda; Cyclophyllidea; Taeniidae
Exons: 2
Coding region: 1-96 (31 amino acids)
Source: RefSeq, a predicted model, not a curated record
AUGGUAACUGCGAUCCUCACCCUUGAUACUGCUUCGCUCGUUGCUCAGGUCUCUUCACAAUUUAUGCAUGGUAAGGGGGGUUUCGUUGGAUGUUAA